UAUGGCCGACGCCCGUGCCCGUACUUGCUUUAUUAUUUAGAAUGAUUCUUUUAUCUAAACAUAUUUAAAAUAACGAAUCUUUUUGGUGUUGCAAGUUAAACCUUUACCUUUUAAUCGAAUUCUAAAAUAACUAUUGGAAUAAUUGUUUCUGGUUUGAAAAGUGUCUUUCUUUAUCAGUUGCAGAAAGUUGAUUGAGUGUUUGCUCCAAGGUUGAUACUAAUUUACUACUUUCCUACGUUAAUUUUAUGUUCAAAAUGGAUCUCAUGAACGGCUAUGCAGGAUCCAUUGAUCCCAGCCGUGAGUCAGGCCUCGGCAGUGACUCUGACAACAUGGCAGAGUUGGCAGCCCUGCUGAACACAGAGAUUCCCGAGGGGCAGAACAACCUGUCGGACAGUCAUACCAACUUAGAGAGGGUCGCUGAGUAUUGUGAGGGCAACUACUUUCAGUCUGAAAAUAAGAGAAUUGCCCUUGAGGAGACAAAGAACUACACCACCCAGUCCUUGGCUAGUGUUGCGUAUCAAAUCAAUACGCUCGCCUACAACUUUCUUCAACUGCUGGACUUACAAACCGCACAACUCAGCGAGAUGGAGAGCCAGAUGAAUCAUAUCGCUCAGACGGUGAUGAUUCACAAGGAAAAAGUAGCUCGGAGAGAAAUAGGAGUUUUGACAGCAAACAAGACCACAAACCGACAAUACAAAAUCAUCGCUCCAGCUAAUCCAGAAAAACCCAUAAAAUAUGUCAGGAAACCCAUAGACUAUAACAUUCUAGAUGAAAUCGGCCACGGGGUAAGAUCGAACACGCCACGUAGUAAGAUGAGGGGUAGCAGUCAGGGUAGCGUGCAGUCUCUGUCCAGUAUAGUCGCGGUAGGACCUGCCCCGACUACCAAACCACCCACGCCACCACAAGUACGAGGAAUGGGAACAUUGAGCAAGAGCAGCCAGUAUAGGACUCCACCUGCCGUAGCACCUCCGCAGGUACCAAGUCACUACGCACCCAACUACCCACUGGGCCACCCCAGACGCAGUGGAGCUGGCUAUAGCACUCUACCCCUGGCUAGUGGAGGUGGAGUCAACCCAUCACCACCCCCGCAGGUGGGAAUGGUUCACCCUCUGCCACAAACACCACCACCUCCGCCGCCACCAUCUAGUUACGACCACCACAGCAACAUGCCUCCUCCACCUUCUCCUCUCACGCUGUCUAACAACACUCAAGGAGUUGACAUCUUGGAUGGGCAUCAGCAUCUCAGUCGGACGUUGCCUCACCACCACCCCUCAGCGCACCAUACUCUGCCUCCCCGCGCCUCGCCUCCGCUACCCCCACCACCACAGCCUGAGGACGACCAUCACGUACAGUUCGGCCAACUGCAGGGUCGGGGCAUGCCGAUAGUCAGUGAUGAACUGGAUCUGCCGGGCUGGGUGCCUAAGAACUACAUUGAGAAAGUUGUGGCGAUCUACGACUACUACGCAGACAAAGACGAUGAGCUGAGUUUUCAGGAAUCAGCUGUGAUUUACGUGCUCAAGAAGAACGACGACGGAUGGUGGGAAGGAGUCAUGGACGGAAUCACAGGGCUGUUCCCAGGCAACUACGUAGAGCCUUGCGUCUAAAAUAUAUUCCAUUUAAUACAUUAUUUAUAUCUACUAACUUAUACUCAAGAGUUGAAUUGAGCUUGGAGAAUGUUUUGUAAAUUAUUGUAAAUCAACAAUUGAAUAUUUAAAUAUUGCAAAUUUAUAAUAAAAUGCUCAAAAUAAUUUCCUUGUAGAAAAUCGAAGUGAGUUUUGCUAGUAGUUUAUACGCUGGCGAAAGCUACUCUAAAAAUUUAAAAACAAUACUUAUGGUAGAUCAAAAUGAAAACAAAUUUUAAUAAAAAUAUUAGUUUGGUAUUUGCUUAUGCCAUCAUAAAACCUAUUACAUUACCCAUUACCUAUUUAGUUUGACUUCAAUAUCAUAUUCAAUGAAUCCUUUAAGCCAUUGUCAUACCCUGCUUAUCUACAAGAAAAGCUAUCAAUUUUGAAGGAUUAUUUUGAGCAUUUUGAAGUUUUCUUGCAAAGAAGAAAAGUUAUUUUGGUGCAUAGUAAGAUAUAGGUGCACACAAGUAUAGUUAGUUUGACAACAUUUUUAAACCCUUUUAAUUUCACUUUAUCCAAUACCCUAAAUUAUUUAUUUAGUUGAAGACGUUAUGAUAUUAACUAGAUUAUCGGAAUGUUAGAUAUAUAUUUUUAACCGGAUACAAUUAUUUAUAUCAUAACCUAUUUAGUUUAAGUCAAUUGUUGAAAAAGAAUUUAUCCCCUAUGUUUUUUGCGUAACUUUGAAAAAGUUUAUUUGUUCUCUGAGCACUAUGUUGGAGACCUAAUUGAUAUUUUCAGUGCUUUUUUAAAAGGUGCCUGUUAAGACUUACGAAGAUAUUAUUUUAAACUUUUAACUAAAGUAUAUCAUUUUCUUAUUUUUUUUCCUCCUAUCUUAGCAUGGAUCUCAUGGAAAAGGAGUGUUCUUUUUAAUACUCAUAACUUUAUUUGGUUGUGUUAUUUGAGUUGUGAAUAAUAUGGGGGUGGGUUGUUUUAUUUUUCUUGUAAAAUGAUAACCACUCUAAAAGACAGGUCUUCUUAGUGUUUACACUAAGUUUAAUUGAAAUAGUUAUUUGUGUAACUAGUGGCCAAAGUGGCACUUUGCACUCGCGUUACACAUUGUAUUUUUCCUACAGUUACUAUAAAUCAUAGAAAUAAUUAGUCUUUCAAACACUAAGCAACACGUUUUAGGUUAGGUUAAAUCUAAGCGUUAUAACACAAUGGGAAACGCUGCAUCAGCUGAUCGUAGUCGUUUUAUUAAGUGUUGCCAACUUAUUUUCAAGCGUACUGUAUUACGUGCCUAAUAAAAGCACAAGGUUUUUGUUGUUCGGUUGGAAUACUGGAGUGCAGCAAAGAAAUGAGUGCGGUAAAAGUAAAAUGAGUGUGACAAAAGUAAGUAAAUGUAGCAAUUAGCUACUUUGCGUGCUAUAAUCGGUACAAGAAAGUCCGCUUUGUUGGGUAACUGUAGGAAACAUUUUUUAAACUCGAGAUAUCGGUUUUGAAAGUUGGCUGUCAAUUUCAUUGAUUUUAGUUAAAAAUCCAAAUUGAGAAUUGAGAGAGAAUGUCAUUUUCGGUUUCUUGAUUUUCGUUGCAAUCACAGUAGAUGCUCUAAAUUUCACCCUAGUUGCUGGUUGUAGUGAUGACAGCUUCAGUUACUGAGCUCUCAGGUUCAAAUCUCAUCAAUUACCAAUGACUUUUGUAAUAAUGAUGCUACUCGAAGUAAUGUCCAAAACAGAGCCUAGCGUCCUAGAAUGUUAAGGAAAGACAACUUUAAAAACAAACGAUUGGUUUACAGAGUUCAAUUCAAUUACCUGUAUUAGUAACAAAUUUUGUGACUGACAAAAGUAAUGUUGAAAUAACAUAUAUUCAACCCAUCCCUUAAGUGUAGCCAAAUUAUAAAUUACAUUCCAAUAGAAUACCGUCUAUUUUCAUAGGUAAAAGAAAUACCAUAGUUUUUUUCAGUAAGUUAUGGCCUAAACUAAGCAGCAAAUGUUAUUGAAGGUUAAUAUACCAGUAUUUAAGCCAGUUUUGUAAUUUAAUCGCUAAUCAACAUUUUUAGUGCUUACAGUAAAAACAAUACCUUAGUUAUUUAAGUUGAUACAUCUGAAUAAGAAGUUUGAAACAUAUUUUUAAAUAUUUUUUAGCCAGAAAAUAUUUUAGAAGGAAACUCGUCUUCCACCUACCCUAUCCUACAAUUAAUACAUGUUAUUAGUUACAAAUCUGCUGUAACUAUUAUUUUGUGGAAACAUGAUGGUAUAUAUUUGUUUCCAAGUAUUUUUGAUUAACCGAAGAAAAAAUACUGUAUAGGCCUAGUUAUGAUUAUGAAACAAUAUUGUAUAAAAUUAUUUAUUUUCUACGGAAAACCGUGCCGUGCACUAUUUAUUUUGUUUUGUUAGGCAAAAGAGCUAGAGUUGCUUUGUAUAACUGUAAUAGAAUUGGGGGGGGGGGGGGGUUAGUUGGAUAAGCAAGCAACUGUAAAAAUGGAGCGAUUUGGAUUUGAGUUCCGAUGCAGUCGCUACGUUUGAUUCUUGUACUGCAACAGCUCAUCCCUAAGUUCGAUAUAUUUCUCCCAUAUGUAUGAGGUCGAAUGUGAGGCAAAUGUAAGGUAAAAAGCUGCCAACAUCCUACAAAAUUAAAAUUGUUAUCUCAUAUUAUGCUUUAAAGAUGAAUUAUUCUUUGUAUAUAAGUUACAGUAUGUAUGUGGUGCACAAUUAUUGAAUAAAAAUAUUUCUCAAAAUUAUCUUUAA
Macrosteles quadrilineatus (aster leafhopper) is the source of this 4309-nucleotide messenger RNA. It is a transcript of the gene Abi, whose product is annotated as abl interactor 2. Gene Ontology annotation, molecular function: SH3 domain binding. The record is from RefSeq and is a predicted model, not a curated record. The transcript is spliced from 8 exons. NCBI's taxonomy places the organism in Eukaryota, Metazoa, Arthropoda, Insecta, Hemiptera, Cicadellidae. The coding region runs from base 246 to 1604 and encodes 452 amino acids.